AUGCCUGUGAAACUUGAUAUCAAGAAAAAGUUCCUGCAAAGGAGCGAGAGGGUCAAGUCUGUAGAUCUGCACCCGACUGAGCCAUGGAUUCUUGGCGGUCUUUAUUCCGGGACGGUUUACAUAUGGAAUUACCAGACUCAGACCAUGUCAAAGUCAUUCGAGGUUACGGAUUUACCAGUGCGGUCUUCAAAAUUUAUCGCACGCAAACAGUGGGUUGUUGCGGGAGCUGAUGACAUGUGUAUUCGUGUGUAUAACUAUAACACAAUGGACAAGGUUAAGGAGUUUGAAGCUCAUACCGACUAUAUCAGAAGUCUUGCUGUCCAUCCGACGUUGCCAUAUGUUUUGUCCGCAUCCGAUGACAUGCUUAUUAAACUUUGGGACUGGGAAAGGGGUUGGAUGUGCACUCAGAUAUUUGAAGGACAUUCACAUUAUGUUAUGCAAGUAACAUUUAAUCCCAAGGAUACCAAUACUUUUGCCAGUGCAUCGCUUGAUCACACCGUAAAGAUUUGGAACAUUCGGUCUCCUGACCCAAACUUCACUUUGGAAGCCCAUUCAAAGGGAGUAAAUUGUGUUGAUUAUUUCACUGGUGGGGAUAAGCCUUAUUUGAUUACCGGUUCAGAUGAUCAAACAGCUAAGGUGUGGGACUACCAAACAAAAAGCUGCGUGCAGACACUUGAGGGGCACACCCACAAUAUUUCUGCAGUAUGCUUCCAUCCUGAAAUGCCUAUUAUAUUCACUGCUUCUGAGGAUGGUACGGUGAGGAUAUGGCAUGCCACUACUUACAGGCUUGAAACUACUCUGAAUUAUGGACUUGAACGAGCUUGGAGCAUUGGGUAUAUGAAAGGGUUGCGCAGGAUUGUGAUUGGUUAUGAUGAAGGAUCUGUCAUGAUUAAAAUUGGUAGAGAAGUACCAGUGGCCAGCAUGGAUAGUAGUGGAAAAGUUAUCUGGGCCAAGCAUAAUGAAAUACUAACAGUGAACAUUAAAAGUGUUGGAGCAGAGAAUGAGAUUGCUGAUGGAGAGAAAUUGCCGUUGGCAGUGAAGGAGUUAGGAGCCUGUGAAAUCUAUCCCCAGAGCUUGAAGCACAACCCAAACGGAAGAUUUGUGGUUGUUUGUGGUGAUGGCGAGUAUAUUAUAUAUACAGCUCUCGCCUGGAGGAAUAGGUCAUUUGGUUCUGCAUUGGACUUUGUUUGGUCCUCAGAUGGAGAAUUUGCUGUCAGAGAAGGACCUACGAAGAUUAAGCUUUUCAGUAAAACAUUUCAGGAAAAGAAGAAUAUUCGUCCAACAUUCACUGCUGAUCGCAUUUAUGGGGGCACCUUACUUGGUUUAUGCUCAAAUGAGUUCGUCUGCUUCUAUGAUUGGGCAGAGUGCCGGUUGAUUCAACGAAUAGAUGUUAACGUCAAAAAUAUUUACUGGGCUGAUAGUGGGGAUUUAUUGGCAAUCCCUAGUGAAUCAUCAUUUUACAUCCUCAAAUAUAAUCGUGAGGUAGUGUCAUCAUACUUCGACAGUGGAAACACUGCGGAUGAACAAGGCAUUGAGGAUUCUUUUGAACUCCUGUAUGAAAUAAAUGAAAGAGUCAAAACUGGAAUCUGGGUCGGAGACUGUUUCAUCUACAACAACUCUUCUGCACGCCUCAACUACUGUGUUGGUGGUGAGGUGACCACUAUGUUUCACCUGGACCGGCCAAUGUAUCUAUUAGGAUAUCUUGCUGCUCAAAGCCGUGUUUAUCUUAUUGACAAAGAGUUUAAUGUUGUGGGGUACACAUUACUUAUCAACCUGAUCGAAUACAAGACUCUAGUAAUGCGUGGUGAUAUCGACCGUGCCAAUGAAGUUUUGUCCACAAUUCCUCAGGAACACCACAAUAGUGUGGCUCGUUUCCUGGAUUCUCGGGGUCUGCAGCAUGAGGCUCUAGAAGUUGCCACUGACACGGACUACAAAUUUGAACUGGCAAUACAAUUAGGCAAACUAGAGAUAGCUAAGGAAAUUGCUGAAACGGCACAUAGUGAGAACAAGUGGAAGCUGUUGGGGCAGCUAGCUUUGUCUACCGGAAAGUUAGAACUAGCUGAGGAAUGCAUGCUGAAAGGAAAGGAUUUGAGUGGUUUGUUACUCCUCUAUACUUCUUUUGGAGAUGCAGAAGGAGUCGCAAGACUUGUAUCUCUUGCUAAAGAGCAAGGGAAGAAUAAUGUUGCAUUUCUGUCUUUAUUCUUGAUGGGUAAAGUGGAGGAAUGCAUCCAGCUGUUAGUUGACAGUAAUCGCAUACCUGAAGCUGCGUUGAUGGCUAGAUCUUACAUGCCAAGCAAAGUUUCUGAGAUAGUCUCUUUAUGGAAAGAUGACCUAAACAAGGUUAACCUUAGAGCUGCUGAAUCGUUGGCCGAUCCCCAGGAGUAUCCUAAUAUGUUUGAGGACUGGCAGGUUGCUCUUGCUAUUGAAUCCAAAGUUGCCGAGACACGAACCACACAUCUUCCAGCUGGCGACUACUUAACCCAUGCUGACAAGUCAAACAUGAGCCUUGUCGAAAGUUUCAGAAACUUACAGGUUGAAGAUGAGGAGCCAAGCCAAAAUGGCGAUCUAGAUCAUGAGGAAUUUGUUGAGGAUGUGGAUGCAAAUGAAGACGAUGAAGCCGCCGAAGAACCCAUGGAGGAGGGGGAUGCCGACUCAACAAAUGGUGCUGUACUCGUAGAUAGCAACGAAGCGCAAGAAGAAUGGUCUGCUGAUAAAGAAGAAACCUCUUCAGCCUAA
This is a messenger RNA of Linum trigynum, 2736 nucleotides long. Lineage: Eukaryota; Viridiplantae; Streptophyta; Magnoliopsida; Malpighiales; Linaceae. The record is from the annotation of a GenBank genome assembly.